Frieseomelitta varia is the source of this 5295-nucleotide messenger RNA. RefSeq lists its product as uncharacterized. The coding region runs from base 1166 to 2590 and encodes 474 amino acids. Lineage: Eukaryota; Metazoa; Arthropoda; Insecta; Hymenoptera; Apidae. The record is from RefSeq and is a predicted model, not a curated record. The transcript has 3 exons.
AAACGUGUUGUUCACUUGAUAUAGUGUUUUCAAAAAUUUUCGAUUUAAAUGUACAAAUAGAUAUACGAUACAGAUAAUAAAAGGUUACCUGAGUUAAUCAAGCGAUAUUAAUCAAAAAAGGCUGCAGUUUGGUUUCGUUUUCCGUUUAGGACUCCGCUGAAUAAUUAUCGUUCACGCUACGCGGCGUUUCCACAUUUUUCCCCGUUACAUUCCUCUGAACGCUCUUAGAAAGAUCCAUGCACCGCGAUCUUGAUGUAUUCCGAACGUUAGUUUACUUUUACAAAUCUGAUAAAACGCACGUUCCACGAACAGUGUCAACGAUCGGUGUUAACCGGUAGAGAAGAAAACAGGUUGUUUUCUGAAUUUCGGCCAAUAGCUGAAUCCAUAAUGGAUUAACGGGUUUUAGAAAGUUUCGCGAAUUACUAUGCGAACCAUUUAUCGAUGAUUUGUGACAUUUCCAUAUUUUGGGACAGUGAUCGUCGUUAAUAACUGUUUUAAAUGGCAUCAAUCAAAAAGGAGAAUGACAUUUCGUUUAAAUUCGCGGAAGAAUCAUCGAAAUAUCUUUGUCUUAUCUCGAAUUAAAAAUUACCGCACGAUCAUCUUCCUCAUUUUGAAAGAAAAAGAAAAAAAAAAAUUAUUGGAUUCAAAGAUGACCCUGAAUUCUUAACGAAGAGCAGUGUAGUACACGUGGGCUGAUUUUUAAACGUGGCCACUCUCUCCGGACGACUUUUUCCGCCGCUUCAAUCCGGAACAACAUUUCGAUAGUUUUCUCUUCAAUGAUUCAUUGUUUCCUUUUCGUCGAGUUCCAAGAGCAUGCAUCAAACAUUCCAUUUGAAAGAUCGAUUUUUGAUAUACGGCUAAUAUUCAACGAUCCAGCAUUUACGCCUCUUAUACUGAUGCCUCGACGUCCCGAUUCAUAAUUUGGCCGGCUCCUGUUUUACGGAUCUACGAUUUUCUCGUGCACAUGAAAGAUUCACGAGUUUCUGGCUGAAAUUGUUAGAAUUGUCUCAAAAUUUCAAUUGUAAAAAAGGGGAUAAUGGUGUGUAAUCUUAACGGCAUAGCAAGGGAAAUGAUUAAUGGAAACGUUUCGCGUCAACGUGACUACAUUCACCUUGACCGAAGAAAGUGUUACACCGGUUUUUAACCUGUACUGGCCGAUUCAUGAAUGUACAACCAUAUCCAAACGAUGAGCGCGACGAUGAUCUUGUUGAUCCUCGUGAUAGGAUUAACCAACGGUCAAUUGAACUUCGAGGGUAACCCGUUGACAGAGAACACGGAGUACACCGCCGUGGAGUCGCGAUUCUCCGAAAAAACCGCAGCGAACGUGACCAGAAUCUCGACCGAAUCUUCUCGGAACUUUCAUCUAUUAUCCCCUGACGCUAAAAACGUGUCUCAAUUUGCGGAUCCGAUAAAUACUCAUCUGAUGUCAAGUCAAGAGGACUUGUCACAGCUAACGAAGCAACAAAAAAUCGUUCAAACUGGCCGUCAUCUGUCUGCGAAUACGUACAGUCAAACGACCGCUUCGACGAUCAACAACAACGCCGAAACAGCUUUGAACAAUUUUCUAAAUUCGAAAACGCCAGAGGAAUCGCGCCUGUCCCUGAACUAUUACUUGCAAAGCAGAGAAACAUCCCAGAAUGUCCAACCAACGGUCGCCAAUCAACAGCAAUUAACGCAACAACCAGUAAUACGAGUUAAUCAGGAACCCGCGUCUUCUCCGGUGAACCAACACUUGACUGCGCAAAUCGUGCAACAAAGACAGGCGUUGCAGGCAUUUCCAGCUAGGCAGCAACUGGUUAAUCAACCGACCUACAGCGCGCCUGCGAUCAACCCGGUUGAUCCUCGCCCGACUGUGUCAAAUCCGGCAGCCGUAUCUCUGAUGCAGCAACAGCAAGCGUUGCAACCGUACGCGCCUGGAAUUCAAAUGAGAAACGACUACUAUCCUGGAUGGUAUCAACGGGUAAGAAGAGUGCGAGGGAAACCGUUCCCUUACGCGCAAUCGAGGAUCGGGCCAGGAUUCUACGUCGGUCCUGUCCCAUCAGCGCCAUUCAAGGAGAAAGGCCCACCCGUUGAAGUAAUUUACACGAAGCCGCCAGGAUUUCAUCGCGGACCAUUCCCUGUGAAGAACAAUCCUCCUGUUCCGUACGAAGACGGCAGCGCUUGGUUUCCCGAAGUUGAUCAACCACCGCCAUCCAAAGACGUCUACUAUUCUCAGAUAUACGCUCAAUCGUACGAUCCUUAUUAUUACAAUUAUAUCGCCAAAACGGGGAAGAUAAAGCCUCAUCUGUACGGGAAGUUGGGUAAGUAUCACGAGGAGGAGGAGGACGGAAUUUGGGCGGAAUUGUACCGAGGAUUCAAGAAACAUGGCCUUAAGAACAUCAUGACGCCAACGUUUCUGUUGGGAAUGACUCUUCCAGUGGUCACUCUGAUGCUCACGGCUCUUGUGCAGAAGAGAUCUCUGUCCAGAUCGGAUUCGAGAGAAUUCUCAACGGAGAGCACGAUUCAGGAUUAUUUAGAACAGGUCCAGAGAGCAGUAGAAUGUUACGAGAGGAAAAGAAGGAAGAGAGAUGCGAACAUAGAUGAGUGUUAGAACGAAUCCUACUGAUUUAGUGAAUGUGGAUAUUGAAUGGGCAGCGGAUGAAAUGGAAAGGAUGUCAAGACGUUUUGUACAUAUUUCGUGUAACAUAAUAACGAGAGAAAUGCUUGUAGGAUGCUUGUAUAGAACAGAAAGUGCUUUCUCUCAGCAGAAAAUGAUUCUCAUAGACAAUACUUUAUUGAUGAUUAAUCCACCACGGUGAUAUCCAAAUGGAGAAGGUGACAGUGAAACGUUUCUCGUGGCGAGAGUAGCUAACGUGAGAAGCCAACUUUUGCGGGUCAAUUAUCUAUGUGACCCUGUUCGCAUCCGCACGUGGGUGUGCAACUCGCUGAUAGUAAGAUUAAUUACCAAUGAUACUGGGUUACUUUUACUUUUCUAAUAAACUUGACUCGACCACACGAGAAUUAGUAAUAGCGGUUUCGAUUAUAAAUGACGAGAUUGGGAAAUACAAAAACGUUGAAACUUGAUUGUAGAGUAUUAAUUUAAUUUCUCAAUACUCAAUUCUUUCUUUGUUAUCGUAUUUUAAAUAUCGUUUCUUCUUUAAGUAGGGAAAGGCAUUUGAAUUGGUAAUGUCCGACCUAUAUUUGAGUUAUGUGACGUGCGUUGACUCUCAAAUUAGAAAUAACAUUCGUGAUUUUAUUGCACUGCGGUGCGUGCAUCAUGACACAGAAAUGAAUAACCGGUUUGACCAUUUAUGGAUGUGCCGAGCAAAGUGUCACGCAUAGAUUUUGUUGAAAUUUUGCCCGAAGAUCUAAAAAAAACUGUGACUGAGUAUUGUUUCUAUUUUAUUUAAUUAAUUAAUAAUUGAAAACAUUAGCAUCACGAUUCUAAUUUCUAUGUUUUCUUUAUAUCUUUUAUUCUAAAUUAUUAAGUAGCGUAGGAAAGGAAACAAAAAAAUCAUUAAAAGAUCAGUGUAUUACACUUUAUAUGAUCCCCUUACUAAUGGUUUAGUCGUUUUGAUUCUACAACCUGUUUCGUAAAGUGGACCAAUGAACGCAUCGUUUCCAUUUAUCUCUUACAAGUAAUUCGUUUCAAGUUAUAUCAAUGCAAAUUUAUUCAAAUAUUUUCAUUUUAUUGCAGUUUCUUGCUAUGAGUCUUUUACUAAAAAAAGAUCUAAUAAAUGUGUCACGUUUUGAAUUCUGUUCAUGCGCUGAUGUAACUCGAAUAUACGAUGUUGAUUAGAGUACACGACGAUAAGGUCAAUUACGAUAACUUGAAACGAAUUACUUGUAAGAGAAUGAAGUUGUAAAUUAAGAUUCAUAUACAAUGAAGCGACCCGUUUGCAGUCUAAGAAAGAUUUAAAAUCUCGGUCAAUUUUCUCAUCAGCCGGAAAUAAGUAAAUGUACAUAGAAGCGUGCUACUUAGCUUGUUGUAUUUUUAGUCCAAAAAAGCGAGACAGCCAACAGAUCUUUGGAUGACACUGAAAUAACAGGCAUACUUGUUCAAAACCGGUUUUUCUGAGGUCAACUUGCACUUUAAACGCAGGAAGUCCACUAAUGAUUUCACUGGUAUUUUUUCAUCGUUAAAUGUCAAAAAUUAUUCCAUCAAAGUUUAUGCAUUUAUAUUGUAAAUGUCAAUCGUAAUUACUGAACUAGGAAAUGUAUGCGUUUAAAUAAACAUCAGUGUGCUAGAUGUAAUAGAUCUUCCAACGUGAAAAUAAAUUUAUUCCUCGUGGACACCGACCAAUCGAUAUGUAAUUGAAUUAUUUCAUCAAACGAUUGAUGGUUCAACUCAUGGGUCAUGAGACCCAGACGUCUUGUACGUUCCGCCAUAAUCAGAAGCAAUGAUUAAUUUCGACUCAAUUUUCUGCACACUAUCUAAAAAAAAAAAAAAGAGAGAGCAUUAUUCAAUGUGUAUCGUUAACAAUUGUUGCAGUGCGUUCUUUCAUUACUUACCGAUAUUCCACUAGAAAAGUAGCAGAGAAAGUAAGUAUACGAAGAAUGGUAACGCGGAGGGAAACAUUUUCAUCCGAUAAAAUUCCAACGUAAAAUUGCGUUGUUAGUCACAAUAAGAUCGGUGGUUUAUUAACGAAAAAUAUAUCAUAUAUUUUGUUGCAUCUAGUUUCUACAAUUAUAACUUACGAUAGGCAAAACCGGAUCUUUUUUUCUUGUUUACAGGAUAUAUGACAUAGUUCCAUUUAUUUCGACAACGAGACAAAUCAUAUAAACCGCUUUCGAUACGAAAAUAUAAUCAUUAAAAUGAAUAUUAAUUCCAGUAAUCAUUUAAAUAUUAUUAAAAUAAUGUAACAGAAAUUAAUCAUCGUCGGUCGGUUGUUCGUGACUUAAGAAUCAAAAGAAGAAAAUGUAUACUGUACAAUUCGCGUGCAAUAGAAGAAAAUAUAAAAGGUUCAAUGAACGCUUCGUUCACUUAACUGGACUAGACUAAAAGAUUCGUGUUAAACAAUUAACAGGUUUGGUAAAUUUUUAUGCGUUCCUCAUAUAUUUUAUCUUCUACAUGACAUACGAUUUUAAAAAAUGAUCUUCGAAAAGAAAACAAAUUUCUCGACGACAUUUUCUUUUCAGAAGAAAGAUUUUUAAAAUUAUUUGUUGGCGUAGUCUGUGACUUUCAUAGGGCAUAGAAAUAAAAAAAUAUAGAACAAUAUAGAGUAAUGGAAUUUAUGAGAGCAGAUUGUAAUUGGACUUAUAAGAGUCACAGCUCUUUUGUGGAUAAGGCUCCUGUGAAAUGAUUCUUGUAACUAA